AUGCAGGACUCUAAGUUGGAUAUCACAAUAGGGCCAUAUGAAACUUACGAAGACAAACUUUUUGGAUAUAAGGCUACCUUUGAAGCAUAUAUUGGAAUCAGCGACGAUGAAGCAACAGCUCAAUUGAAACUUUUUGGUGAUAAUCUGCAGCUUCUGGAGCAAAAUCUUCCAAUGGAUAAUGCAUACAAAUCAAAAUAUGUGAAUGCAGCACCUAUACGUGUCAUCCAACUUCUAUAUAAUUCAGGGGAUGUCAAGGGACCACAAACUCUUGCUUUCAAUCUACCAAAUGAUGAGCGCAUUGUAAAAGACAGGGGAACAUCGAUGGUCAUGCUUAAGAAUGUUUCAGAGGCUAAGUUCAAUCAUAUUCUUUUACCUAUAGCCAGUGCCUGUGUUGCCGACGAACAACAAGAACUCGUAGAUUUUGAAUCGUUUUUUACUCAUACAAUUUGCCAUGAAUGCUGCCAUGGAAUUGGACCUCAUACAAUAACACUUCCAAAUGGCAAAGAGUCGACUGUGAGACUGGAAUUGCAAGAAUUUCACUCAGCUCUGGAAGAAGCAAAAGCUGAUAUUGUUGGCCUCUGGGCAUUGAGGUUCUUAAUCUCUCAGGACAUGCUUUCCGAAAGCUUAUUGAAGUCCAUGUAUGUUUCUUUUCUUGCUGGAUGCUUUCGCUCAGUACGUUUUGGCUUAGAGGAAGCUCACGGAAAAGGACAAGCAUUGCAGUUCAACUGGUUAUAUGAGAAAGGAGCCUUUGUCUUGUAUUCUGAAGAUACAUUUUCUGUUGAUUUUUCCAAGAUUGAAGGUGCAGUUGAAGGCCUGAGCAGGGAGAUACUCACCAUACAAGCCCAAGGUGAUAAAGAGGCUGCUGGCUUGUUUCUUAAGAAAUACGGUGUGAUGACAGAACCAUUGAAAGUUGCUCUGGAAAAGUUAGAGAAUAUUCAGGUACCUGUUGAUGUGUCUCCUACCUUCCCCUUUGCUGACAAAGUAUUGCAAUGA
Messenger RNA from Vicia faba (fava bean), 993 nucleotides. NCBI's taxonomy places the organism in Eukaryota, Viridiplantae, Streptophyta, Magnoliopsida, Fabales, Fabaceae. The record is from the annotation of a GenBank genome assembly.